AUGAAUAAAGAAGAUGAAGAGAAGAGUCGACCACCGUCUUCACGGCGUAACUCGGUCAGCCUGUCUCGUCGGAGUAGUGUCGACAAAACAGUACAUUCAACUAACUCAACACCAAAGAAAACUCAAAAGUUUGACUUUGUCGUUACGGGAAAGCAGAUAUUAAAAAAAAGUGACAGGGCUCAAUCCCUUCCUGGUGGUUUGCGGCGACAGUCAGCCGAUUCGUUGAGAAAAAAGAUCGAUUCACCGAAAAGAAUUCAAACAAAAAGUCGUGACGCAUCAUUGGACGAUGAUAUGUCUUUGGAUUUAUCUCAGGUGUCAGAUUUCGAAGACACCAAUUCAAAAUAUGGCGCGAAGAAAUUCACAACAUCAACCCCUAAGAAAGUGCACAAGCGGCUGAUUCAGAGUGUGCUGACGGACAAGCACAAUAAGUCCCUGGAAUCUCGGAGCAAGGAGAGCUCGUUCAGUCGGGACAGCAAAUCCAGUCUUGCUUAUAGCGUAAGUACGUGGCAGGAGUCUGAACCCAAGCCAACUGGAGAAUGGAGCAAUUUUUGGGCUAAUUAUAAUAACUCUUUAGCUCGGGUUCCAAUAAGCCGAUAUUAUGAUCAAUGCCCUACACCGUACCGUACUGAGGACUUUGACCUUACGGAUUUUGAUCUCUCAAACGAAGGCUUAAAACGCUCACCUGACGACAUAACCAACAUAAAUUACAUAAUUCGCAACGAAGGAUUACACCUUACUCCACGUGAAACGCAAAAUAUCAUUAAAUGUACACACAUUUUAGGUAAUGUCCUCACAAAAGCGAUAGAAAGGCAAUCCAAAGAAAGUCAAAAAGAAUAUCCUGAACCUAUAAUCGAUCUCGAAAAAGAUUUAAAGAAAAAAUCAAUGUCGUUAAAUCUGAAAGAGACAGUGUUACCUCUAGAAGUAAAAGAGGAGAAGACAUGGGAGUCUGUGCCGACACAAACCGACAUUUCGUUGCCGAACACGAAGAGUGCGCCGAAGAUAUUUGAAAAAAUUCUUCGUCAAUUGUCAAAAUCAUCACUCGAAGAAAAGGUGAUAAGUGAAACUCCGGAAGAAAGCCAGGAGACGAAAAAUGAGGAAGUUAAAGAGACAAAUUAA
Molecule: messenger RNA, 1116 nt
Organism: Pieris brassicae (large cabbage white)
Lineage: Eukaryota; Metazoa; Arthropoda; Insecta; Lepidoptera; Pieridae
Exons: 5
Coding region: 1-1116 (371 amino acids)
Source: RefSeq, a predicted model, not a curated record